GAGGGGAGUUCACAGACAUCAGGAUGGGGCAAUUCAGGUUGUUGAAUGGGUCUGGACUGUGUUGACUCGCUUCUCUCUGGAUGUUGUGGACGAGCUGGUGGACAGCUGACCGAUUCUAGCUGUCAACAGCAGAGCUGUGGAGGUGUUCUCAGCUGCCGGCUCUACCUCGGAACUUAUCCACUGACAUCUGGCAACUUUCUUUUUUUUUUGUUUGUUUUUUUUGUAUGGAGCAGUCGGGAUCGUGCUAAACACUUUUAUUUUGUGCUGAUUCACGCUUGAAUACCAAAGGCUGGAGGUUUGAUCCUUGUCAAUGUAUAUAGCACUUACCUCAACUCCACCAGAAAUGAAUGCCAACAGUAUGCCUAAACAAGUGGAGGUGAGGAUGCACGAGAGCCACCUGGAGCCCAUUGAGGCCAGGCCUCAGUCCAAAUGUGCCCAAAUCUGGUCCAAAAUGUUUAAGAACCUUCUGCUCACACUCACCGUACUCGGUGUGAUCUUGGGGGCAGUAGCAGGGAUGUUGCUUCGUGUUGCCUCCCCAAUACAUCCCGACAUUGUCAUGGUGAUUGCAUUUCCUGGAGAUAUCCUGAUGAGGAUGCUGAAGAUGUUGAUCCUGCCGCUUAUCAUCUCCAGUUUAAUCACAGGUCUGGCUGGAUUAGACGCCAAAUCUAGCGGUCGCCUCGGCACCAGAGCAAUGAUCUACUACAUGACCACCACCAUUAUUGCUGCUGUCCUGGGAGUCAUCUUGGUGUUAGUCAUCCACCCCGGCAACCCCAAACUGAAGGAGAAUCUGGGCGAGGGCGAGAAAAAUGAUGACGUGUCCAGCUUGGAUGCUGCCUUUGAUCUGAUCAGGAACCUGUUCCCAGAAAACCUGGUGCAGGCUUGUUUCCAACAGAUCCAGACGGUCACGAAGAAGGUGGAGGUGGUCGUCACGGAGUCGAUCAAUGCUACUACCGUGGAUGGACUGGUGGCCAACAUCACCAAGGAGCCUCAGUUCAUCGUCAAAAAGUCCCUGCAGUUCAAAAGUGGCAUGAAUGUCCUGGGUCUGAUUGGUUUCUUUAUUGCAUUUGGCAUCUGCAUGGGCAAGAUGGGAGAGAGGGCCAGACUCAUGCUUGAAUUCUUCAACAUCCUCAAUGAGAUUGUGAUGAAACUUGUCAUCAUGAUCAUGUGGUACUCUCCCUUUGGUAUUGCCUGUCUGAUCUGUGGUAAGAUCAUUUCCAUCAAGGAUCUGGAGGUAGUUGGCAGGCAGUUGGGCAUGUACAUGGUGACUGUAAUUAUUGGCCUCAUCAUUCAUGGAGUGAUCUUCCUGCCCAGCAUCUACUUUGUUAUCGUCAGGAAAAACCCCUUCACCUUCUUCCUGGGAAUCUUCCAGGCCUGGAUCACUGCGCUGGGCACAGCCUCCAGUGCUGGUACACUGCCUGUCACCUUCCGUUGUCUGGAGGAAAACCUGGGCAUUGACAAAAGAGUCACUCGUUUCGUGCUCCCUGUCGGUGCCACCAUCAACAUGGAUGGGACUGCUCUGUAUGAGGCUGUGGCUGCCAUCUUCAUUGCCCAAAUGAAUGGCAUCCACCUUGACAUGGGUCAGAUUGUCACUGUCAGUCUUACAGCCACUCUGGCCAGUGUAGGAGCAGCCAGUAUUCCCAGUGCUGGCCUGGUGACCAUGCUGUUGAUCCUGACUGCUGUUGGCCUGCCAACGCAAGACAUCAGUCUGCUGGUCGCUGUCGACUGGCUACUGGAUCGAUUCAGGACCUCGGUGAACGUGGUGGGUGACUCCUACGGUGCAGGCAUCGUGUUCCACUUGUCCAAGGCAGAGCUGGAGGAGCUGGACGCGCACGCGGCCAAGUCCGACGACAUUGAAAUGAUGACAAAGAACCAGUCUUACUACGACGACAUGAAGAACCACCACGAAAACAAUUCCAACCAGUGCGUCUUAACCGAAUCCGCUUCCGCAACUGCAACCGCUAGCACUACCGCUAACAAUUCUGUCGUAGUAGAUGAAUGCAAGGUAACCUCGGCCACUAACGGCUCUGCUGCGGAGUGUGCGAUUGUUGAGGAGGAACCAUGGAAACAUGAAUAAUGGCAGCACAGAGAUCCCCUGCUCCUGGGCUCCACAAGCUUUCCUACCUGGUGAUAAAAAAAAAAAAAAGAGCGAAUGAAAAAAAGUCACAUGAACAGAACUACUAAUUUUUUUAUGUAGUUUAGUUUUCUUUUUUUAUUAGUCCCUUUAAAGGUUUUUGUAACUGUCUAUCUGACUGAUAUAUAAUACUUAUUCACUUAACCGUGGAAUUAUAACAAAGGUAUACUUUGCCUGUUAGAGCACAACUAUAUCCUUUAUAGCAGAUACUUGCACAACAUUCUUCAAGGCUUGGGAAGGGUUAGAAGAGGAAAAAAAAUAUAUAUAGAUGGAUAAGCUUUUCUCAGCAAUACAUCCUAUUGUUAUCGUAUAAGAUGAAGAAUUAGUGGCUGUAUUAGAUGGGAUGCCUUGAAAUUAUCGUCCAGUAUUCAUUCAAGUGAUUCAUUGUCGCAAUGCCAGAGGAUGAGAGUUGAUUUGACAGUUAGAGCAUUAAUAAUGACACUCUUUACUGAACUUUGUCGGUGGGUCAGAUUCAACCUGAGAGCCACUGCGUUCUCAUUUUCAACACUAGUCUCAUCGCUUAACUCUCAGAGCUGCUGAAGUCCGUCUGAUGGCAUGUGUGUUUCGGCCCAGUAUCACUGACAACUCCUGAGGGCAGGAGUUACAUUAUCAGGCGUGAAAAACCAUGAGGAGGCUCUGAUUUGACUUAUACAAGCACAGACACUAUAUGGAAUUACAAAGCACAAAUAACAUGGAGCACAUGUUUUUUUAAACCCCACUUUUGUUUCUUCCUCUUUUUGACUACUGCAAACAAAAGGGACUUUUUUUUUUAUUUAAGUCACCCGAUGAGUGAGAUACAAGCUGUGUGUGUGCAUGCGUGCGUGCGUGUGUGUGUGUGGUAGAGAGACAUGACCAAGUCAAAUAUAGGGACCAAACAGGCAGAGAAUCAAUCAACUCACAGGGGCCUUUGAACUGCCUCCAUGACGCAACACAUCCAUUCCAUUUUCCCUUACGUUAACGUCCAUGUAAAACCAGCUGACACAACAGCUGAUGUAUUCGCUCUCUAUUCGCCAAAGCCUCAAAAUUGAAAGCACAGGAAAGCACUGCCCUAAAUACUAAAGUUAACACAGCACAUUAUCAUUGUGCAAAAGAAAAAGAAAAACCCUUGUGAUGCCAGUGAAAUUAAACUUAAAUUAGCAUCUGCGGGAUUAUCACGAGCACACAAUAAUAAAUAACUGACAUAUCUGAAUAAAACCAAGCACAAAGAAUCAUUUUGUAUAAAGCACAAAAAGUGGUGGAGCACAAAUGAAGCCAAAAUGCCAAUACGGACAAUUAGACGUCAUUGAUGGUGAUUAAAGUCAUGCACAUAAUUGUUCCAUGUCAAUGUGAAAAAAAAACAAAAACCCAACAAGAUCGUUUUAAAACCACAAUAAGGGAGAAAGCAAAAGAUACUCAGGCUUGUAGGUUUACUCUUUUACAGGGAAUUUGGGGCGUAAUCCUAAAAUGUUUACUCGCUCACUACUUGAGCUUUUCACCUCAUGAACACAGGCCUCUGAACUGCACACGUUUGGAAAGCUUAGAAUAAGUGUAUAAUAUGACGAUGUAAUGACAGGAAGGGAAGAUCCCCCAGCACAUACUGUAAAAAACACACACACACUCACACACACACAUUUCACAGCACAUUCACGGGGAGUGAAUUACUGACAGCACAGACACUGUUAAUGUUAUGUGUUUUUUUUUGAGUAUAAAAUGUGAAAUUUAUUGUAGAAGUAGCACACUUUCACUUCACCGAUAUCACACGUUCAGGGAGGGGUGCCACGCUCACAUCCAGACAAACCUAAAACCAGAUAAAACCCAAUAUGAUGUGGUUUCGGCCACUAGAGCUCACGACUGUUUCUACAAACCCUAGAUGCUGCAGCAGUGGGACAAGAAACACACACACACACACACACAUAUAUAUAUGCCAGAAUGUUGUCAGCUGUCAGGAUAUGAACAUGUUUGUGUGGAUUCAUGGCUGUUCAUCUUUUUUAGCGUAUGUGAGUGGGAGGUGAGACUCCUGUGACGUCGGUGAGGCGUUAGAUUUUUUCUUUGUCUUUAUGUUUCCUUUUCAUUCGUGCCAAACGGCAACCUCGCCUUGAAGAUGUUCACUUCAGACACACAAACACACGCCACUUCGAGUUAACACCUUAACAAAAAAAAACAACAACAACCUUGUCCUUUAGUGUCAUUCAUUGUGCGGCUCUCCAGCCGCAGAGUGUGCAGAGUGUGCUCCAGUACAACGCGGGGCGUCUGCUGUGCUCACUGCACAGACAGGUGAAUACCGUACACAAACACUAAAUUAAAGACUCUACAUGUAGAAUUGUAACCACUUACACCUGCAGUCAGAAAGAAAAAAAAAGGAACAAAAAAAACAAACCUCUCCAUUAAGGACCAUAGUGUCAACAAUAAGGAUUGAGUGUUGGACCGCUGUUGCGUUCAAACUCGCAGUUUUAGAAGCAUGAAUAAAAUAAUGAUUAUUUUUUUGCACCACUAUCUUGAAAGCAUGAUAUUUUGAAGUGCCUCCUUGCACUUUGUGUAUAUAUUGUAGGUAACAAGACUGUUUUUUCCCCCUUUUUUUUGUUUUCUCUUUGGGGUGGGCGGGGAUGUUGAAAUGGUAUGUAGGAAUAUAGUUUCAUUACUGUGACAUUUUCAAUGUAAUCCUCUAGUAAAAAAAGAAAGAAAGAAAGAUCAUCCGUGUCCUGAGUAAAACUAGAUUAGAUGGAAUGUAUAGGGAGGAAACUGUGUAAUAAAUUGCUUGUUCUUUUUUUUUUUAUUAUUAUUCUCUAAUAGCUGUUAACUAGUCGUUUUACUUACCUGUCACACACCAAUAUAUACAUUUUUUUUUUGUAUCUAAUGUAAGCGUUUUGAAUGUUUGUUCCAUGAAGAUAUAAGCGGUGUUGCGUUCAUUUUCAUUGUACCUAAAUAAAAUGUGUAAUUGUUCUGUUCAGUGGCGACGCAGAAUUUUCCAGAGUUACAGUAUAAUGCUGACGUAAUCACUGCUUGCAUGACGAAGAGAGGGAUGAAUGAAGGAGGCGGAUUGAGGGUGAGGAAGAAGAGAGAAUAAGAGAGGAAGAAAGAAGGGAGGGAGGUUUCUGCUUUGACAGAGGAGGCCAACAUGACUUAUUUUGUGUGGGAUUUACUGCGAUAAAGGGUGAUGAACGCGGUCAAAUUUGCCCAGGACGUAGAACAGAGUGAGGACUCAGACAUAAAUGACUGUAGAAGUUGAUCUGGAGUGAAAGAGCCUGUUCCAGUUUAAAGCAACACUCCUCAGGUGACUCAUCUGAACCAUUUUGUCUUUUAAAAUGUGACUUUAGUCUCAGGCGUCAUUCUGUUAAACCCACUGCAUGUGCAAUUAAAGCUGCGAGACUCAGACAUACAUGAGAACUCUCCACAUGCCACGUUAUCCCUUAAUGAGACGCUCAGCGGUCGAAUCCCACGCGACAGACUGUCUUUACUACUCAUGCUUUUUUUUGUUCGCUUUCCAUACAGAAACUAUAUGCACACACAAAUGCCUGGAAACGGAGUUACUGAGUUCAGUUGUACUAUACUGAUUCAACAGAUAUCGACUGACACCGUAUUCAAACGACUGAAUAAGAGUCGCCAUAUCUUUUCUACUGAAAAUGUGUCUCUUUUGGAGAAACUCCCUAAAUACACCUUGUUUCACUCCUGCCGACAACAUGCUGUCCCAAUCUUACUUUUCUAGGCCUUCCUUCUUUGUAGAGUUGUUGUAAUUCUGAUGUAAAGGCAGAUCGUAUGUGUGGGAGAGAUAUACUACAUAGAAACAAAAAGACAAAAAAAAAACAAAUGAAUUAUUUCCUCGGUCUAUGGUAUACACAAAAAAAAUCUGUUUCUACAUAUCAAGUGUUGUACCUUUGGUGUACAUAUACAAAUAUAACUAAUAAAUGUUGAUUCAUAACUAA
Messenger RNA from Solea senegalensis (Senegalese sole), 6030 nucleotides. RefSeq names its product solute carrier family 1 member 2b (gene slc1a2b). The record is from RefSeq and is a predicted model, not a curated record. The transcript is spliced from 11 exons. Lineage: Eukaryota; Metazoa; Chordata; Actinopteri; Pleuronectiformes; Soleidae. Gene Ontology annotation, biological process: L-glutamate transmembrane transport. The coding region runs from base 311 to 2074 and encodes 587 amino acids. Gene Ontology annotation, molecular function: neutral L-amino acid transmembrane transporter activity; glutamate:sodium symporter activity; L-glutamate transmembrane transporter activity. Gene Ontology annotation, cellular component: plasma membrane.